AGUUGUAAUGAUAAAGAAAAACAUACUCAAAUAAUUGCAAUUAUUGAAUCAUCAUUAAAUAUUGGAGCUGUUAUUGGCUAUCUUCUUUGUACAUUUGUUUUUGAAUUACAUGCUAAAAUAUGGCUUAUAUUACUUGUUCAUGUUCUUUUAUUAGUACUUGCACUUUUUAUAAGUCUUGUCUUCUUACGAACUCGAGUAGAAAUUGAUUCAUCAUCAUUUAAUCUUUGGAUGAAAAUUAAACGUCCAUUUAUUGAUAUUCGUGAUUUAAUUAUUGAUCUAAAAAAUAAUCAUUUAAUAAUAUCAUUUUUUAUUUUACUUUUAUCACUUUUUUUCUAUGAACUUUUUCGUAUGGGUUCAUCAUCAAUUUAUUAUUUAUAUUUACAUCGUAUGUCAUUUAAUGAUACGCAAUAUGCAACUUAUUUUACUUGUGAACAAAUAGCAAUAUGUUUAGCAUUGAUUUUCUUAGCAUUAUUAAGACGACAAUGGAAAAUUAAUGAUUUGUAUUUAUGUAUUAUUGGUUUAUGUCUUUCAUUAAUUGGUCCUUUUUUAUUUGCAUUUGCUCAAAAUAAUAAACCAAUGAUUUUUGCAGCAAUUCCUUCCAAUAUGUUUGCUGUGUAUUUUCCAGUAUGUUUAAGAGCAGUUAUUGCUCAUUUAGUGCCUACAAGAGAUAAAGGCAAAGCAUUUAGUUUCGUUGCAUUAAUUCAAAAUCUUGAUAUUUUAUUGGGUACUAUUGUUUGUAUUCAAAUUUAUCGGGCAUCGAUUAGUUUUUUUGCUGGUCUUGUUUUUAUUAUUGGUGUUGUUACAAGAUUAAUUGCAUUAAUAUUAAUUCUUAUACAAGCAUUUUGUAUUAGUCAUAAACCAGAAUUAUCAGUAAUUGUACCAUUGAAUAUAGUUGAAAAUCCGCUUUUAGAUAUUCAAUCAAAUAGUGACGAUGAAUUACUUUCAUAA
Adineta steineri is the source of this 948-nucleotide messenger RNA. The record is from the annotation of a GenBank genome assembly. Lineage: Eukaryota; Metazoa; Rotifera; Eurotatoria; Adinetida; Adinetidae.